AUGGAAGAAAAACAUCAAUCUCCUAUUAUUUUCAAUAACAAUCAGACAACUCCAUCUUCAUCUCUAACAAAAAGAUCAAUAACCUUAAAACCAUCAAAACAACAAAGCAAUCACAACAAGAAAAUCAAAUCCAGUACUGAAAAAACCAAGAAAAUUGAUGACUCAAAACACCCAAUUUACCACGGUGUUCGAAAACGAAGCUGGGGUAAAUGGGUGUCUGAAAUUCGCGAGCCGAGGAAAAAAUCAAGAAUUUGGCUUGGUACUUUUUCUACUGCUGAAAUGGCUGCCAGAGCACAUGAUGUAGCUGCAAUGGCCAUUAAAGGUCACUUAGCUUUACUCAAUUUCCCUGAAUUAGCUCAUCAGUUUCCUAAACCAGCUUCGAAAUGCGCUAAAGAUAUUCAAUCUGCAGCCGCGAAGGCUGCAGCUUUGAAUAUUUCACCAAGAAAUUUUAUGGAAAAACAGAGUAAAUAUGAGUUAAUGGAAAUGCCCUGUUCUCCUGAAGAAACAGAGUCAACAGAAUCAUCUUUGAGGAGUAAUAGCGAAGACCCUUUUCUUGAUUUGCCAGAUCUUCUUAUGGAUCUUACUCAAAAAUUUGAUAAAUUCUGUUACGACAAUUCACCAUGGGAUUUGGCUGGAGCUGAAAGCAAUGACUCUAAUUACAGUGAAUUUUGGCCUCAAGAAGAUCUGUGUUUGUGGGACUACAGACUCGAAGCCCCACAAUUGUAA
Molecule: messenger RNA, 726 nt
Organism: Solanum verrucosum
Lineage: Eukaryota; Viridiplantae; Streptophyta; Magnoliopsida; Solanales; Solanaceae
Product: ethylene-responsive transcription factor ERF038-like
Exons: 2
Coding region: 1-726 (241 amino acids)
Biological process (GO): regulation of DNA-templated transcription
Molecular function (GO): DNA binding; DNA-binding transcription factor activity
Source: RefSeq, a predicted model, not a curated record